UCCGAGUUCUUUACCAUUUAGGAAUCCAUUUAUUCUUCGAUCGGAAAAAGUGCAUAGAAAAGCCACCUCCUCCUGCGUUAAUUUAAGUUUUGUUCUGUUCUUUUCCUGUGAAAUAUCAUGUUCAGCACGCUCGAGCACCUGAAACGCCGAACUCCGGAGGGAGGAAUAAAUCGCAGAACGUACAUUCAGUUGCUCGUAGAUGAAUAUUACGAAACAUCGAAUGUCGAGGCACACCAACAAGUGACCGCUAAUCUGGCCAACUUCGCUUAUGAUCCCAUCAACUGGCGCUUUCUGCAGGAAGCAAAAGCGCACGAGUUGUUUUACGAAAUCCUCGGCGAAGGAAUCGUGGACCGUUUGCUCGUUGUGCACGCCAUCGUAGGUCUAACCAACAUAUCACUGGAUCCCGGUAUCGCGGAAUACCUGAUCCGCAGCAACGGUUUGAAGCGACUCGUGGAACUGCUGGAGAAGUACAUCGCGGAUUGCGAGAUAGUCUGUAAUGUGCUGACCUGCUUGACCUUUCUGCUUAAUGCCGAACGAUCUCAGACGUUGCUGAGAGAUCAGAAACUGUCGUCAUUACUAGUGCGUUUGAGGCAGAACGCGAAUCCCAGAAUUUCCAACCUUGCCGUGGUACUCUCGGAAGACCUCAAACAGAUAACGAUGCUGCGAUCGUUACUCCAAACCCGGUGCUUUAGCGUCAGUAGUGGCGUGACUGUGGGAACAGUUUUCCGUGUCACGCGAACAUUCCGGGAGCAGGAUCUACAGCACUUUGUUGCCCUCACCGGCGACAGUAAUCCGAUUCAUGAGACGACGAUGCCGACGGAUAUCAACUCGGGUGCAUUCGUAAAUGGAGCUUUCCUGAAUGCCGUUAUAGCCGGCAUCAUAGGCACGAAUUUCCCCGGGCAUGUUGUAACAAUGCAACAGUUUCGCUUUCCAAACCGUUGCCACUUGCACCGUGAAGUUGCAUUCAGUGUACGGGUAGAGGAGCUGCGCAAAAUUGUUACCGUUUCGUACGAAAGCAAACAGGAUGAUCGCACUGUUUUCGAAGGCACCGCCAAACUGUUUGCGUUGAAAACGUAAGCAAAUCGACGGCGCCAGGGGAACUGCACAGCUGGCAGAACGCAACUUUCUACUACCGGUGCAAAAUGUUGCAAAUUGUGUUCAUGCUACAUAGUGAAAGUGGCCACUAAUGUGUAAAUAAAUUUCGAAACACAA
Molecule: messenger RNA, 1212 nt
Organism: Anopheles darlingi
Lineage: Eukaryota; Metazoa; Arthropoda; Insecta; Diptera; Culicidae
Source: RefSeq, a predicted model, not a curated record